Messenger RNA from Nematolebias whitei (Rio pearlfish), 1146 nucleotides. Its product is annotated as unconventional myosin-VI. Lineage: Eukaryota; Metazoa; Chordata; Actinopteri; Cyprinodontiformes; Rivulidae. The record is from RefSeq and is a predicted model, not a curated record. The coding region runs from base 1 to 852 and encodes 283 amino acids. The transcript is spliced from 6 exons.
AUGGAGCUGCAGCUGCAGGCGGAGCGGGAGGAGGAGGUGGCCCGGCAGGCGGUUCUGGAGCAGGAGAGGAGGGACCGGGAGCUGGCCCUGAGGAUCGCCCAGAGCGAGGCCGAGCUCAUCCCCGAGGAGGCGCAGAUGGACCUGGGCCUGCGCAGUAACGGCGCCUCCAUCCCAUCGUCCCCAGAGAGAGCAGCAGGUCCGCAGGUCCAGGCCUCCAAGGCUGCCGCCAACGCCAAGAAGUUUGAGCUGAGCAAGUGGAAGUACGCCGAGCUGCGGGACGCCAUCAACACAUCCUGCGACAUCGAGCUGCUGGCCGCCUGCAGGGAGGAGUUCCACCGCCGGCUGAAGGUCUACCACGCCUGGAAGUCUAAGAACAAGAAGAGGAACGCUGAGACGGAGCAGCGAGCGCCCAAAUCUGUCACGGACUACGCCCAGCAGAACCCGGCUCCGCCCGUUCCGGCCCGGCAGUACGAGGUGGCCAUGAACCGGCAGCAGCGCUACUUCCGCAUCCCGUUCAUUCGACCGGGGGACCAGUACAAGGACCCCCACAACAACAAGAAGGGCUGGUGGUACGCGCACUUCGACGGGCCCUGGAUCGCCCGGCAGAUGGAGCUGCACCCGGAUAAACAACCCAUCCUGCUGGUGGCGGGGAAGGACGACAUGGAGAUGUGCGAGCUGAGCCUGGACGAGACGGGUCUUUCCCGGAAGCGGGGCGCCGAGAUCCUUCCCCGGCAGUUCGAGGAGUUCUGGGAGCGCUGCGGGGGGGUCCAGUACCUGCGCAGCGCCAUCGAGAGCCGGCAGGCGCGGCCCACCUACGCCACGGCCGUGCUGCAGAGCAGCAUGCUGAAGUAGGGGCGGGGGGGCGCUGCAGGCCAAAGGGACGACUGCGGCAGCGACCCGACCCAGACGGUGUCUCAGCCCCGGUUGUGACCGCGGGACGCUCGGCGUGCACGGCGUGCACGGCGCUUCCUCUCACUGUCUGUUCUUGUUUUUGUUUGUGGGGGAGGUUUGCAUUAAACCCUAUGCAGGAAAGAAAUAAAUCACAGCAAAUGAUCUCGUCCGGUUGUUUUCCGGUAAUUUCUGUUUGUCUAACUGAGGCCUUAAACCCCCCCGACCAUGUCUCUGAAAUGAUGCAUUCCUGACGAU